AUGGAGAAGAUGGAUACAACUCAAUCGCCUUCGCUAUCGAGCAGAAUUUGUACAAUUCAACAUGAAAAUCAAAGUACUACAACAAUUGAUAUGCUCAAAGACUGCUCACCAUGUAACAAUAAACUGAUAAAGAUCUCCGACAAGCACGCGAAGUUCUUGAUCGAAAAUCUCAAUCUAUUACGCAAACAAAAAGAAUUAUGUGAUGUCAUUCUAACCAUUGGACAAAGUCAAAUUCCGGCGCAUCGUGCUGUACUUUCUGCAUGUAGUCCAUACUUCAAAGCAAUGUUUACUGGUGAAUUGGCCGAAAGCCGACAGACCGAAAUCGUCAUUCAUGACGUCGACGAAUACGCCAUGGAAUUGUUGAUCGAAUUUUGUUAUACAUCGAGAAUUAUCGUCGAUGAGAAGAAUGUUCAAAUGUUACUACCAGCUGCAUGUAUUCUUCAAAUUGAAGAAGUUCAGAUUACCUGCUGUGAGUUCCUUCAAAAACAACUGGAUCCGACCAACUGUUUAGGUAUUCGCGCGUUUGCUGACACACAUUCAUGUCGAGAACUUCUACGCAUUGCCGAUCGUUACGCUCAACAACAUUUUACUGAUGUGAAAGAAAGUGAAGAAUUCCUCUGUUUACCGAUCAAUCAAUUGAUUGAUAUCAUUUCAAGUGACGAACUGAAUAUGACUUGUGAAGAAGAUGUUUUCAAUGCUGUUAUGCAAUGGGUAUCAUGUGAUUUACAACAGCGAAAACAAUAUUUACCUAAAAUCUUAGAACAUGUCCGAUUUCCAUUAAUGAAUGCACGAUUUCUUGUCACAACAGUUAGUUCAGAUCCAUUGAUACGUUCCGAUCAAGCAUGCCGAGAUUUAGUUGAUGAAGCUAAAGAUUAUCUCUUAUUGCCACAAGAACGAUUGAAUAUGCAAGGACCACGAACCAGAUCCAGAAAACCCAUUCGGUCCGGCGAAGUUCUAUUUGCUGUCGGCGGCUGGUGUUCGGGUGAUGCAAUAGCCAGUGUAGAAAUGUUUGAUCCUACAACAAAUGAAUGGCGAGCUGUAGCACCGAUGUCCAAGCGUCGAUGUGGUGUUGGAGUUGGUGUGUUAAAUAAUCUUUUAUAUGCUGUUGGUGGUCAUGAUGGCGUGAGUUAUUUGAACAGUGUCGAACGUUUCGAUCCUCAAACAAAUCAAUGGAGUAAUGAAAUCGCACCGACUAGUUCUUGCCGAACUAGUGUUGGCGUGGCUGUUCUUGAUGGUUGUCUUUUUGCUGUUGGCGGACAAGAUGGAAUCUCUUGUCUAAACCUAGUAGAAAAAUAUGAUCCAUCAGUGCAACGAUGGAUUCGCGUGGCGUCAAUGGGCACAAAACGUUUAGGUGUUGCUGUUGCUGUUCUCGAUGGAUAUCUCUAUGCAAUUGGAGGAUCAGAUGGACAAUGCCCGUUGAGUACAGUGGAAAGAUAUGAUCCCAAAGCGAAUAAAUGGUCAUCAGUAGCAUCGAUGAAUACGCGGCGAAAACAUCUGGGUUGUGCUGUAUAUAAUAGUUAUAUCUAUGCUGUAGGAGGACGAGAUGAUGCAACAGAGUUGUCCACUGCAGAGAGAUUCAAUCCCAAGACAAAUCAAUGGACACCUGUUGUUGCGAUGAAUUCAAGGCGAAGUGGAGUUGGUUUAGCCGUUGUUAACAAUCAUCUGAUGGCCAUCGGAGGAUUCGAUGGCGCUGCUUACUUGAAAAGUGUUGAAUUGUACGAUAGUGAAUCGAAUAGUUGGAAAUUACAUGGUGGAAUGAACUAUCGUCGGCUAGGUGGUGGCGUCGGUGUAAUUAAAAUUCAGCAAUUCGACUCCAUUCUCUAUGGAUCUAGUUCUACUUCUACGCUCGUUUCAACCUCACCAGAUGAUCUCAAAAAUCGUUCGAUUUCAACACUAGUUGAUCUGUGA
Adineta ricciae is the source of this 1908-nucleotide messenger RNA. NCBI's taxonomy places the organism in Eukaryota, Metazoa, Rotifera, Eurotatoria, Adinetida, Adinetidae. The record is from the annotation of a GenBank genome assembly.